AUGGCGACUCUUGAGCCAGGCACCAACAUCUGCGAUCUCCCCGGUGAUCCGUCGUUGAUCCUGACGACAAAUGUUGACUUGGGUGACAAGAAGAUGGAGAUCAUGAAAGCUUGUUCCAAGGCCAUUCAAGCGGCAACUGGCAAGCCCGAGGCCUACAUUGCCGUCAGCAUCAAUGACAAGGCCAGUGUCAUUUUUGGGGGCACGGACGAACCAACCGCCCUUGGUUGCCUCUACUCGAUUGGUGCCAUUGCUCAAGAAUCCAAUGGCAAGAUUCAGACAUCGGUGACGGAUUUGUUGGAACCCUUUGGUGUAUCGGAGAGCCGUAUCUACAUCAACUUUUUUGACAUGCCCCGAGCCAAUGUUGGAUGGAGCCGUAGAACAUUUGCUGGAUAGGUUUUGCACUAAGAUUUCCUCGUGUAGACCAAAGGCACACAAAAAAUACAAACAU
This is a messenger RNA of Seminavis robusta, 448 nucleotides long. The record is from the annotation of a GenBank genome assembly. Lineage: Eukaryota; Bacillariophyta; Bacillariophyceae; Naviculales; Naviculaceae.